AUGGCUCCCCAUUCGACGAAGCGGAGUUCCGCCAAGGACGACGAUUUCGUCUUCACGCUCUCUGACGACGAGGUCGAGCCCCAAUUCGACGAAGAAGAUGACGAAAAUGAGAUGAAGGGUAGCAAUACGCCGGCGACAGACAACAGAAAGCGCAAGCGCGAGGUCGAAGCCGCCAAGCCCAAGAACAAGAAACAGAAGCAGCAAGAAAAGCAGCAAUUGAAAAAUACCAAGAAGAACAAGAAGAACGCCGAGCCCGUACCUGAGCCCGAAUCGGAUGAGGAGGAGGAGGAUGAUGCUGCUGCGGAUGCGGCCGAAGACGACGGCGUGCUGGACCCCGAGUUCGAAUUUGAUGUCGGCGGCGCCGCAAACCGUGGUGUCACUGAAGGCUUCGAUGCUUGGGAUGCUUCUGAAAAAACGGAGAAGCGCUCGGGUGACAAGAAGGCUGUCGAUAUCGACGAUAUUAUUGAGCGGAGACAGGCUAAGAAGGCGGAGGCUGCUGCCAAGAAGCAGAAGAAACAGGCAGCCCAGGAGAAAGAGGAGAGCGCCAGCGCAUCUGAGGAUGACGCUGCGUCCGGUGACGAAAUGCCCAUUGACUUCGAGGACGAUGAGCUCAUGGCUGAGGACGCCUUCGGCAUGGCUGUGGAUGGCGAUGAGGAGGAGAGUGAUGCCGAGGGCCCUGAGCCUGGCUCUGGCAAUGAAGACGAGGAGGACGAGGAGGACGAGGACAAGGACGGGAAUGAGGAUUCUGAUGAUGACGCUGCAUCCGACAACGACUCCGUCGCCACGCCUGUUCAGCAUCCCGACGAUAUCUCAGACAGGGAGUCCGAUGUAGAGAGCGAGGUGGAUGAGGAGGAAGCGGAGAAGCGCAAGGCCUUCUUUGCCCCUGAAGAGAAGGUCGACACCAAGGCCAACAUGGCCAAGAUGACAUUCCAAGAAUUCAACCUCUCCCGUCCUAUUCUCCGCGGUCUUGCCGCUGUCGGAUUCACUGACCCGACCCCCAUUCAGCGCAAGGCCAUCCCCGUUGGUCUGCUGGGUAAGGAUAUUGUCGGUAGUGCCGUGACUGGUUCAGGAAAGACCGCUGCCUUCAUCGUCCCUAUUCUCGAGCGUCUCCUCUUCCGUCCCCGGAAGGUCCCUACAAGUCGCGUUGUGAUUCUGAUGCCCACUCGUGAGUUGGCUGUUCAGUGUUACAAUGUUUCCGUCAAAUUGGCCACCUUCACAGACGUCACAUUCUGUCAAUUGGUUGGUGGUUUCAGUCUCCGCGAGCAGGAGAAUGUGCUCAAGAAGCGCCCCGAUGUUAUCAUUGCUACUCCCGGUCGUUUCAUCGAUCACAUGCGUAACUCUCCCAGUUUCACAGUCGAUACCCUGGAGAUCUUGGUUCUUGAUGAGGCCGAUCGUAUGCUUGAAGACGGUUUCGCCGAUGAGUUGAACGAAAUUCUCACCACCAUUCCCAAAUCUCGCCAGACUAUGCUGUUCUCUGCCACUAUGACGGAGUCAAUCGACAAGCUCAUUCGUGUUGGUAUGAACCGCCCCAUGCGUUUGAUGGUCGACGCCAAAAAGAACACUGUAUCCACUCUUGUUCAAGAAUUUGUGCGUCUCCGUCCUGGACGUGAGGACAAGCGUCUUGGUUACCUUAUGUACCUGUGCAAAGAAGUCUACACCAAGCGUGUCAUUAUUUUCUUCCGACAAAAGAAGGAGGCCCACCGCGUCCGCAUCAUCUUCGGUCUAUUGGGCCUCAAGGCAGCAGAGCUACACGGUAGUCUAUCCCAAGAACAGCGUAUCAAAUCCGUCGAAAACUUCCGUGAUGGCAAGGUUGCCUUCCUUCUCGCCACAGACGUUGCUUCUCGUGGUUUGGAUAUCAAGGGUGUCGAGACCGUCAUCAACUACGAGGCUCCCCAGAGCCACGAGAUCUACCUGCAUCGUGUUGGUCGUACCGCCCGUGCCGGCCGCUCUGGUCGCGCAUGCACUAUUGCCGCCGAGCCCGAUCGCAAGGUUGUCAAACUUGCCGUCCGAGCAGGCAAGGCGCAAGGUGCCAAGAUCGCCAGUCGUGUGGUUGAGCAAGCCGUUGCAGACAGCUGGGCCAAGAAGGCCGAGGACAUGGCCGACGAAGUCAAUGAGAUUUUGCAGGAAGAGAAGACUGAGAAGCAGUUCGCCCAGGCCGAGAUGCAGUUCACCAAGGGCGAGAAUCUCAUGAAGCACGGCCGCGAGAUCAUGUCGCGGCCCAAGCGGACGUGGUUCGAGUCUGAAAAAGAGAAGACGAUUGCUCGCAAGCUGGGUGCUGUUGAGUUGAAUGGCCCCAAUACCAAGAAGAGCAAUGUCAAGCUAAGCAACAAGGACAAGAAGCGUCUGGAUGAUGCUCAGAUGAGACACGAUGGUAAUAUCGGGUGGAAGAAGGGUAAGGGCGAUGCCGACACUGCGAAGAGCAAGGGCAAGGGCAAGGGAAAAGGAGCCAAGAAAGGGAAGAAAUAA
Penicillium bovifimosum is the source of this 2466-nucleotide messenger RNA. It is a transcript of the gene drs1, whose product is annotated as putative ATP-dependent RNA helicase DRS1. Bases 1 to 2466 code for a protein of 821 amino acids. The transcript has 2 exons. NCBI's taxonomy places the organism in Eukaryota, Fungi, Ascomycota, Eurotiomycetes, Eurotiales, Aspergillaceae. Gene Ontology annotation, molecular function: nucleic acid binding; RNA helicase activity; ATP binding. The record is from RefSeq and is a predicted model, not a curated record.